Quercus robur (English oak) is the source of this 668-nucleotide messenger RNA. RefSeq lists its product as uncharacterized. The transcript has a single exon. The record is from RefSeq and is a predicted model, not a curated record. Bases 118 to 642 code for a protein of 174 amino acids. Lineage: Eukaryota; Viridiplantae; Streptophyta; Magnoliopsida; Fagales; Fagaceae. Gene Ontology annotation, molecular function: DNA-binding transcription factor activity.
AUCCUUGACUCCUUUCAUUCAUUCACUGCCUAUAGAUCAUGAGAUCCAUGACAAAAAAAAGCUCGGGGUGAUUCUCCAGCACGAAGCAACCCCAGGGCUCGGAAAGAAAAGUUGACGAUGUGGCUUAAUCCUGCAGGAUAUUACUGUAGGGUUUGUGACAAACGGUUCAACAAGUUGAGAGCUUUAUGUGGACAUAUGAGAGCGCAUGGCAACCGAUCAUGGCGGGGACUGCUUCCUACUACUGAUCAUCAUCCUCGUCCUCGUCCUCCAACCUAUGAGGCUUCUACUUCUACGGGAACGAGAAGGGAACUAGGGAUUAAUUUUCAGAGGGAGCCACAAGUGAAAGUCUCUCUUGCUUCUCCCAACUUAUUGGAUAUGCCUACUUCAGAGCCACAAGUGAAAGGCUUUCUUGCUUCUCCGAAAUUUGACUUGAAUAUGUUUCCUGCUACUGAGCCACAAGAGGAAGUGCCUGUCUCUCUGAAAUUAGAAAUGCAAGCUGCUCCAGAACCAAAAGAGAAAUUUGACUUGAAUGUUUCUCUGUCUCCUACUCCUGACCCACCAGAGGCCGACCAUGAUUCUCAUGAGAAGUUGAACUUCGAUUUAAAUGAAGCUCCCGAAGAGGACGAAGCCAAUGAUUACUGAGGUUUUUUUACGGGAUCUGCAUUUGU